AUGAAGCCGACCAUUCCUUUGCUCCUCCUCGCGGGCCUUGUAAAUGCCUCGUCAGGCGACCAAAACACUCGCUUUCAAUACUGCUUGCAAAGCCAGAAAUCCCAAAGAUGUACACCCGACUUUCAACUCCCGCUCAGCCUCCGUUUGACCCGCUGGACGUGCGAAGAGGAUUGCAAGUAUCGGUGCUCGCAUAUCGUGACGGACAUUGCAAUACGGGAAGGGAGACAGAUAGAACAGUAUUAUGGCAAAUGGGCUUUCUGGCGCUAUAUGGGCAUCCAGGAACCCCUCUCCGUCCUUUUCUCCGUGCUCAAUCUCUGGGCGCAUCUUCGCGGGAGUAACAAGUUGCGAAGAGGAAUCGCCAGGAAUCAUCCCAUGCGUCCCUAUUACAACUGGUUCACCGUCGUGAACGUUAACCUCUGGUUCUGGUCUUGCGUCUACCACACUCGAGAUUGGUGGUGGACCGAGAGAUUAGAUUAUUUUGCAGCAGGACUUGGCGUAAUUUACAGCGUCUACUAUUCCGUCGUCCGACUAUACCACCUCUACCUCAAACCCGGCUCCUUGCCCUACGAAUCCACCUUCCGACACCACUUCCUCGUGCCCUGGGGUGUCCUCUGCACCGUCCUUUACAUCGUUCACGUAUUCUACCUCAGCGUCCUCCCUCGCUUCGACUAUGGCUGGAACAUGAAAGUCAACCUGACUGUCGGGGUCCUACAUAAUCUUCUAUGGAUGGCGUAUUCGCUUCCAUAUCCACCAUUCCAGCGAUUCAGGACGAUGCCGAAUAGCUAUCGGCCCUCGUAUGUUUUCCAUCCGGCUCUCAUCGUGCUCACGAUGUUUGCGGCUAUCAGUUUGGAGAUUAUCGAUUUCCCACCAUUAUGGAGGACCAUUGACGCCCACUCGCUUUGGCAUCUCGCGACCGUGCCCAUUGUCUGGCAAUGGUACGACUUUCUCAUCAAGGACGCACAGGAUCCUUCGUGGAGGGAUCGAAUGCUCACUUAG
Messenger RNA from Serendipita indica DSM 11827, 996 nucleotides. The record is from the annotation of a GenBank genome assembly. Lineage: Eukaryota; Fungi; Basidiomycota; Agaricomycetes; Sebacinales; Serendipitaceae.